Molecule: messenger RNA, 994 nt
Organism: Glycine soja
Lineage: Eukaryota; Viridiplantae; Streptophyta; Magnoliopsida; Fabales; Fabaceae
Exons: 2
Coding region: 112-822 (236 amino acids)
Source: RefSeq, a predicted model, not a curated record
AAGCUAAAUAUAACAUAGACUCUAUGUUGCUGCCUUGAAUAGUAAGGGACUCACCCAAUCCACUUCCACCAUUCAAACUCUCCAUUUACUCUUCACAUUCUCCUCUUUUCCAUGGCCACGGUCGAAACCAAAAUAAAAGGCAUGGAAAUAGAAUAUCCAAAACCCAAAACCUCCCUUUCUCUAUGUUGCUUCGGAUCAUUUCACAGUAAAACUCCAACACGAUCUAAACAUAAGACAAAACAAGAGAGUGGAACCAGCAGCAGCUGGUUUCCAUGGCAAAGGAUUAGAUUUCGAGUGAAGAACUCAAUGGCCAAAACGGUGCCGCUUGAAGGCUCUGAAUUUGAUGAGACAGACAAGCUCAAACUCAAACUCAAAGCUAACAAAGUUCAUUCAUCAUGGUGUAAGUGGAAGUCAAAGUCAAAGUCAGACUUACUCAACAAGACUUUAAGCAACUCCAAACCCAGUCAAACACCUUCAAAGUCACGGCAAAACAGAGGAAACAACAUAGAGGGUGACAGGCGUCAACAAAGUAAGUCAUCAUCAUCUUCCAGAAAAGGUGUUCCACACGCGGUUUCUCUUCCAACUUCAAAAAAGCAGAAUUCUCAAACGACAUGGAAACACGGCAAGCACAAACAGCUUGAGAACGCAGAAAGGUAUAACUAUAACCCUGUGGCUGCUGCUGCUGCGUCUGUGGUUGUGAUAACUUUGGUAUCAAUGAUAGUGUGGGGUCGUUUCUGUUCCAUCAUUUGCACUUCCGCUUGGCUCUAUCUCAUCCUCCAAACGACAUGGACAAGAAGAGAGACAUCCCAAGAUAUCAUGUAGCAAUUUCACUUUAAAUCACCACAAAAGAUGGACAAGAAGAAAGUCAUCCUUUGUCAAUUUUGACAAAAAUCAAUUGCAUGUAUAUUGCAUGUAUUUCUAAAAUAAAUCUCGUCAACUAUCAAUAUUUUUUUGUUUAAGAUAAUGUAAGUCUUAAUUUCCCUUAAAAAAUGUA